AAUCGAUUCACAACAGCUGAUAAACAAACCUAGCUGCAAUUUGUAAACCCGGCAAGUGUUUAUUACUAUUUGCUUGUCUUAAACGAAAGUAAUUGCAAAAUAUGUCCAGCAAAAAUCGCAAACGCACGGCAAGUAGCAGCAGCAGUGCUGAGGAACCCGACAGCGAGGAAGAGUCGCGCUUAAAGGAUCUUCGAGAGCGUGAUGAAUUCGCCAAUCGCCUCAAACAACGCGAUGAGGAUCGAACGCGUAAAGUGGUCGAAGCCACCGGUGGCCGCAAGGCCAUUGAAGAGGCUACCAAACGUUUAAAACUGGAGCACGAGGAUCGCGACAAAAUUGUGCCACAUCUGCGCGUGCAAUCGCGUCGUCAGUACUUGGAGAAGCGCAAGGAUGACAAGGUGGCCGAACUGGAAGCGGACAUUUUGGACGACGAGUAUCUCUUCAAUGAUGAUGUGUUAACUGAACGUGAACGACAGGAUCGUCGCUAUAAAAAGCAACUGCUUAAUAUAGCCAAGGAGCAUGAGAAGGCGCGAGAACUGGAGCGCGUGCAGCGCUAUCACAUGCCGCAGGAUCUCAAGAAGGGCGAACGUUCGGAGUACGUGGAGGUGGAUGAGUUUGAGCAGCAACCCAACUCGGAGCAAAAGAAAUGGGAGGCCGAGCAAUUGGCAUCAGCACGCUUUCAGUUUGGAGCCAAGGAUGCCAAAGCUGAGGAGGAGUACGAACUGCUGCUGGAUGAUCAAAUUGAUUUCAUUCAAGCUCUGACACUCGACGGCAGUCGCGAAAAAGCAUCCAAGGAGCCUGAGCUCACCGAAACGGAACGCAAACGCAUGACACUCGAUGAGACGCGCAGAUCGUUGCCUGUAUAUCCUUUUAAGGACGACUUGAUUGCAGCUGUUAAGGAGCAUCAAGUGCUGAUUAUUGAGGGCGAAACGGGCUCAGGUAAGACAACACAGGUGCCUCAAUAUCUGGUCGAGGCUGGCUUCACCAAGGACAAAAAGAUGAUUGGCUGCACGCAGCCUCGUCGUGUGGCUGCCAUGUCGGUGGCGGCGCGCGUCGCCGAGGAAAUGGGCGUCAAGCUGGGCAAUGAGGUGGGCUACAGCAUACGUUUUGAGGAUUGCACCUCGGAUCGCACCAUACUCAAGUACAUGACGGAUGGCACGCUGCAUCGUGAGUUCCUUUCUGAGCCGGAUUUGGGUUCCUACAGUGUCAUGAUCAUCGAUGAGGCGCACGAGCGCACACUGCAUACGGACAUCCUGUUUGGUUUGGUCAAGGAUAUAGCGAGAUUUCGACCGGAGCUUAAACUGCUCAUAUCGAGUGCCACGUUGGAUGCGGAGAAGUUCUCUGCUUUCUUCGAUGAUGCACCUAUUUUUCGCAUACCCGGUCGUCGCUAUCCGGUGGACAUCUUUUAUACAAAAGCCCCAGAGGCGGAUUAUAUCGACGCGUGUUGUGUGAGCGUCUUGCAGAUUCAUGCCACACAACCGCUGGGUGACAUUUUGGUAUUUCUCACGGGUCAGGACGAGAUUGAGACGUGCCAGGAAGUGCUGCAGGAUCGUGUCAAGCGUUUGGGUUCCAAGAUACGUGAACUCAUCGUCAUACCUGUGUAUGCCAAUUUGCCCAGCGACAUGCAAGCGAAGAUCUUUGAGCCAACGCCACCGAAUGCCAGAAAAGUUAUCUUGGCCACCAACAUUGCCGAGACUUCGCUGACCAUCGACAACAUCAUUUAUGUGAUUGAUCCGGGUUUCGCCAAGCAGAAUAACUUCAAUUCACGCACCGGCAUGGAGUCGUUGAUGGUGGUGCCCAUCUCAAAGGCAUCGGCAAAUCAGCGCGCUGGACGUGCUGGAAGAACGGCGCCAGGCAAAUGCUUUCGUCUGUACACAGCUUGGGCAUACAAGCAUGAGCUCGAGGAGAAUACAGUGCCCGAGAUUUGUCGCAUCAAUCUGGGCAACGCGGUGUUGAUGCUCAAGGCAUUAGGCAUCAAUGAUCUAAUACACUUCGACUUUCUCGAUCCGCCGCCGCACGAAACAUUGGUGUUGGCCUUGGAGCAGUUGUAUGCUUUGGGUGCGCUCAAUCAUCACGGUGAGCUGACCAAGCUGGGACGACGCAUGGCCGAGUUCCCUGUGGAUCCCAUGAUGGGCAAAAUGCUGCUCGCCAGCGAAAAAUAUAAAUGCUCGGAGGAGAUGGUAACCAUUGCAGCAAUGCUGUCGGUAAACAGCGCUAUCUUCUAUAGGCCCAAGGAUAAGAUUAUACACGCAGACACUGCACGCAAGAAUUUCAAUCACAUGCAUGGCGAUCAUUUGAGUUUGCUGCAAGUCUACAAUCAAUGGGCUGAAACAGAUUACAGCACACAAUGGUGCUAUGAGAACUUUAUACAGUAUCGUUCCAUGAAACGUGCCAGAGAUGUGAGGGAGCAGCUGGUCGGGUUGAUGCAACGUGUGGAGAUCGACAUGGUCAGCUGUCUGCCAGAGACGAUCAAUGUGCGCAAAGCAUCCACUGCAGGCUACUUUUAUCAUGUGGCACGUUUGUCCAAAGGCGGCAACUACAAGACCAUUAAGCACAAUCAGACAGUGAUGAUUCAUCCUAAUUCGUCGCUGUUCGAGGAGCUGCCUCGUUGGGUGCUCUACCAUGAACUGGUGUUCACCUCCAAAGAGUAUAUGCGACAAGUAAUUGAGAUUGAGAGCAAGUGGCUGCUGGAAGUGGCACCACAUUACUACAAAGCCAAGGAGCUCGAGGAUUCGACCAACAAAAAGAUGCCCAAGGGCGCAGGACGCGCCGAGAUGACUCAAUAAACUAAGAAAAAAUCCACUUUUAAAUUUUGUAAAUGAAUUGUUUUAAUUGUGAAUGUGGGAAGCGUU
Messenger RNA from Drosophila sulfurigaster albostrigata, 2849 nucleotides. It is a transcript of the gene l(2)37Cb, whose product is annotated as pre-mRNA-splicing factor ATP-dependent RNA helicase DHX16. The record is from RefSeq and is a predicted model, not a curated record. Gene Ontology annotation, cellular component: catalytic step 2 spliceosome; intracellular anatomical structure. NCBI's taxonomy places the organism in Eukaryota, Metazoa, Arthropoda, Insecta, Diptera, Drosophilidae. The transcript is spliced from 4 exons. Bases 102 to 2783 code for a protein of 893 amino acids. Gene Ontology annotation, molecular function: ATP binding; RNA binding.